AUGUGUGGGCGGUUUUCGGGGGCCCUGCUCGCCGUGAUCGCCCUGGUGUGGAGCCUCGCCGGCGGCCAGCCGGCCGUCUGCCCGCCGCCCGACUUCGACGCGGUCAGGGGCCUGGAUGUCGCCAAGUUCGCGACGGCGCCGUGGUUCAGCCAGGCGCAGGUGCGGCCGGCAUGCUGCCCCUGGGAACGGCUGCCCGGGCGGAUCUCGGCAGGGGAGGGUGGGCGCGAAUUUUUGACGGGCGAAUGGGCGGCUGAAAGGCCGGGAUGGAGUAUCGCCCGUCCGAGAUUGACGCACGUGAGGUUUGAGUUCCGCGGCAGGGCAAAUUUGGGCACCGAUUUUUGUGUCGGUGGGGCGAGGCGAUCCCGGGGGCGGUCGGAUGGCCGUGCUAUGUUCCAGCGCUUUGGAGGGGGUGUGGGGAGGAGGACCGCGGGGCUUGGAAGCGGGGUUUUGUUGGGUGGCACGGCAAGAGAGGUGAGGGGUCGCAGCGAUCGGUGA
This is a messenger RNA of Ostreobium quekettii, 495 nucleotides long. The record is from the annotation of a GenBank genome assembly. Lineage: Eukaryota; Viridiplantae; Chlorophyta; Ulvophyceae; Bryopsidales; Ostreobiaceae.